Molecule: messenger RNA, 633 nt
Organism: Eimeria maxima
Lineage: Eukaryota; Apicomplexa; Conoidasida; Eucoccidiorida; Eimeriidae
Product: glycerate kinase, putative
Exons: 5
Coding region: 1-633 (210 amino acids)
Cellular component (GO): cytoplasm
Source: RefSeq, a predicted model, not a curated record
AUGCUCCUUCGUUCCGUUUGCCAAGCUGACCCACCAGUCAGUGGACGGUUGCCUAUCAUUGUCGGGAUAACAGGACCACAAGGAUGUGGCAAGACGACACUCUGUGCUUCCCUUCUAGCUGGUCUUGGCGCCUUGGGCAUUAAGGCUGCGGCGUCCUCUAUGGAUGAUUUUUACUUGCCCACAAAAUUUCUAUCCCCUGUAGUUUUCUUGGGUGAAAACUGCUCUGGGCAAAAGCUUCUUCCUCGCCGGGGCCCUCCUGGCACACAUGACAUAAACCUUUGCCGCAGCGUGUUGGAGAGCAUCAAGCAAAGAAAGCCGAAUAUCAUGUUACCCAAGUACGAUAAGAGCCAAAUGAAUGGAAGGGGGGAUAGAUCCAAUGAAGCAGUUCUGCUGGAUGCAACGGACAUCGACGUGUUUCUUUUGGAAGGAUGGAUGCUUGGAUUUCGUCAUGUGGAUCCUAAGGUGCUCACAGGAUCGCUUAAGGACUACGAGCCUCUCUAUGCGUACAUCGACCUUUGGCUCGUCGUCAAAGUAAGCAACAGCAAUAGCAGCUGCAACAGGUGCAGUAAUAGCACGUUGCCGUCCUUCGCAACAAAAGCCUCCGAAACUUCCAAAUCGGCAUACUCACAGUAA